Messenger RNA from Penicillium brevicompactum, 3270 nucleotides. RefSeq names its product Survival protein SurE-like phosphatase/nucleotidase. Gene Ontology annotation, biological process: protein modification process; lipid storage. NCBI's taxonomy places the organism in Eukaryota, Fungi, Ascomycota, Eurotiomycetes, Eurotiales, Aspergillaceae. Gene Ontology annotation, cellular component: P-body. The transcript has 7 exons. Gene Ontology annotation, molecular function: hydrolase activity. The coding region runs from base 1 to 3270 and encodes 1089 amino acids. The record is from RefSeq and is a predicted model, not a curated record.
AUGGCCGACUCCGAUUUCGACGGAUCAGAAUAUGAUGGCCCAUCAUUUCAAAAUACCAUAAAGGACGCGAUCCUCGCGCCAUUCCGCGCGCUGGUCUCCAAGUCCGCCCUACGGCUCUACCUCAACACCCUGCUAUUUAUGGGCGCAGCAUCUCUCUUAAUCGGAAUCUCAGCCAUUGCCUACGGAAUCUUUUAUUUCAAAUUCAUUCCCACGGUUGGGCUUCAGCGAGAGGUCCAUCUACAGUUCGGCAAUGGCCACCCAUGGGGUACAGCACAUUUCGACUCUGAGUUUGUCUCUAACCAACCGUACGAUGUCUCCGUGACGCUCGAGGUCCCGCGCACCCCUUCGAACAUCGAUACCGGCAACUUCAUGCUCGACCUCACCCUGUUCGCCUCGCGUCCUGCGUCCCUCGUCCUUCCUGGCCCUACCAACACGCCGAUAUCGCAAGCCCGCCGCCCUGCGAUCCUGACCUAUGCUUCGCCGAUGGUGGACAUUGCUCGGCGAGCGGCGCGCAUGCCGCUUUAUGUUGUAGGGUGGCGCCGGGAGUCGGAGAAAUUGGAGGUCCCGAUGAUGGAGGAGCUUGAGUUUGCUAAGGGUGCGCGGAAUUUACCGCAGAGUCUGCGACUCGAGAUUCAGAGUGAAUCCAAGAUGCAAAUCUACAUGGCUCGUGUCGAGUUUCGCGCUAGACUGACGGGGCUUAGGUGGCUUAUGUACCGAUGGAAGAUUACUUCCUUUGUGGUAUUCAGUUCGCUCUUUUGGUCUGUUUCUUUGCUUUCUGCUAGCUUGACGUGGUUGGUGUUGACAUGGGUUCUUGGGGCUGCGCCCAAGACUGAGGUCAAGGAAGAAUCGGACCGUCUUGUUAAGGACGAACCGGUUACUGAGGAGGAUAGUGAUAGCUCGGACGAGUCUGUUAAGAAGGAGGAGCCCGAGAGUAGACUGCUUCAUAGUUUACCAAUGGAGGGUGAAACGGUGGGUUCUGGAAGGGAAAGUGCAGAGGCUCGAGGGGUGCAGAGACGGCGGAGUCAUGCUAAAAUGGAGGUCACUAACGACGACGGUCCUCCGUCAAACCAAUCGUCACCGUACGUGCAUUCGCUCGUCAAAUCACUUCAAUCUGCCGGUCAUACGGUCUCGGUCAUUCUCCCGCACCAGCAACGAUCAUGGAUUGGUAAAGCGCACAUCGUAGGCGCAUCAGUGAAACCAACCUACUUCCGGCCCGGUACACUUCACCAAGAAGACGGCACAACACACCAGCUGCCUCGGGGAAGCAACGGCGACGACAGCGAAGGCGACGAGUGGGUCCUGAUCGACUCAACCCCUGCAAGCUGCGUCCAGAUCGGCCUAUAUCAUUAUUUCCAAGAGCGAGGCCCCAUCGAUGUCGUGGUCUCCGGCCCGAACUAUGGGCGCAACUCAACCGCUUUAUUCGCGCUGUCCAGUGGAACCAUUGGCGCCGCCAUGGAGGGUGCUUGCUGUGGUCAGCGCUCAAUUGCACUUUCAUACGCUUUCAGCUCGCGCAAUCAUGACCCCGUCAUCAUCGCCGAAGCCUCCGGCCACUCGGUCAAGCUGAUUGAGUAUCUUUGCGCGAACUGGGCGGACGACGUGGAUCUCUAUAGUGUCAAUGUUCCUCUGGAGCCGGGCGUGAGCGAGAAUAAGGUUUUAUAUACCAAUAUGCUGGAGAACAAAUGGACUGGCAGCUGUUUCCAGGCUGUGGAGCCCAGGUCUGCAGAUGAUCCUGACCUGCAGGAACAACAAGUGCGCGACCAGGGUGAAAUCGAGGGCAAGAAACCCGAUCCCAGUGUCGGUCUUAGUAGCGCGGGCUCCGCGCGCGGAUCUCGUCUUCAACACAAGCAUUUCAAGUGGGCGCCAAGCUUCCAGGAUGUUUACCGCAGUGUGGAAGAAAGCCAGCCUGGCAAUGACGGCUGGACUGUCAAGGAGCAAAUGACCAGUGUUACGCCCCUCAAGGCCAACUUUAAGCCUACGCCCGGCAUUUCGGGUGAAAUCAAGCUAUCGGAUAAUCAACCCUCGCUAUACUCCAUUGUCGACUGCGAUGAUACCUACGUUCAGCAGAUGGUCCAGCGCGCAUUGGACCGUCGCCUGGGAAAUGCCUCCACGACAAUUUCUUCCGUCUCUGACUUGCCGAACUCCUCUGCGCCCCUCUUCCAAUACAGGGAAUACGAACGCAUCGACUUCGAACACGGCAUGUUCGAAUCCUCCACCUCACUCUUGAACGCAUAUGUUAUCCGCAAAGCAUUGAUUCGCAAGCACUAUCUCUCAAACACGGUGGCUGGCUGGCUUUCCAAGAACCCGGACAGCGUCCUGCGCCACCAUUUCAAACCCGCCUUCGACUUCGAGCUCGACUACGCCGAAUUCCUCGACGAUGCCCUGUUGGAGGCAUACGAACUGAACGACAGCUUAGCCAAGAACGAGGAGCGCCCAGACUCGGAAAAAGAAUGGUGGAUCCUCAAGCCCGGCAUGAGUGAUCGAGGCCAAGGAAUCCGCAUCUUCAACAGCGAAGACCAGCUGCGCGAGAUCUUUGAGGAAUGGGAAGUCGACUCAGACGAAGAAGAAGCUUCUGACGCAGAAGAGGAUGAGAAUGCACCACCCAACACUGGAGUUGUCACCUCACAGCUCCGCCAUUUCCUCGUCCAGCCUUAUAUCGAUCCUCCUCUGCUCCUCCCAUCAUCCUCCAACCGCAAGUUCCACAUCCGCACCUACGUUCUUGCGUCGGGUUCCCUGCAGGUUUAUGUUUUCAAGGAGAUGCUUGCUCUCUUCGCCGCGAAGGCAUACUGCGCUCCACAUGAAGAAGAAGAUGACGUCGCUGAUCUUGCUCGUCAUCUCACCAACACUUGCUUCCAAGAGGGCGGCAGCUCAAAUGAAGGCAGUGUGCGUCGUUUCUGGGAUCUGGACGAACAUGUCCCCGGCCUCUCCGACGAUUGGAAGGAGAAGAUCUUUGAGCAGAUCUGCUCUGUAACGGGUGAAGUGUUUGAGGCAGCGGCGCGUGGCAUGAUGGUUCACUUCCAAACUCUGCCGAACGCCUUUGAGCUGUUUGGUGUUGAUUUCCUCGUCGAUAGCAAUGGGUCUGCUUGGCUUCUGGAGCUGAAUGCAUUCCCUGAUUUCGCGCAGACCGGUGAGGACCUGAAAGAGGUCGUGGUUGGAAGGUUGUUCGAGGAGAUGGUAGAUGUUGCCGUGAAGCCCUUCUUUGGGCUUGGUGAGGGAUCUGGCAAAGGUGAUCUGAAGUUGGUGGCUGAUAUUGACUUGGGAAGAAAGGCUUAG